Molecule: messenger RNA, 1176 nt
Organism: Trifolium pratense (red clover)
Lineage: Eukaryota; Viridiplantae; Streptophyta; Magnoliopsida; Fabales; Fabaceae
Product: succinate dehydrogenase subunit 3-1, mitochondrial-like
Exons: 5
Coding region: 143-871 (242 amino acids)
Biological process (GO): tricarboxylic acid cycle; mitochondrial electron transport, succinate to ubiquinone
Cellular component (GO): membrane
Molecular function (GO): electron transfer activity; succinate dehydrogenase activity
Source: RefSeq, a predicted model, not a curated record
GAGAAUACCUGAACUCAUUAAGGAGUGUUUGGCUUCCACACGCCCCCAAAUAUCAAACCCGUAGGUUCAUCAUUUUUCACUUCAUUGAUUCCUCUUCCAUUUUCCGAUCACAAAUACACACUCUCUCAAUUCAUCAACCACCAUGUCUUGGCUUCUCAGAUCAACCAAAUCUAAGCUCUUAUCUUCCUCUUCUCUUUCUAGAACCUUCUCUUCAAUCCCUCGCUCCACCAAUCAGAUCGGAGCCAUCUCUCCCGCCUCCGCCGAACUCUUUCACCGCACCACCGCCACUCUUUCCACCGCGGAUGAAAACCCUAUCAAGGGGAAUUUGAUUGGUUUCCCCAAGAAUUUGGAGAAUAAGCUUGGUGGUGAUUCUAAUGUGAUCAAUUCUUUGAGAUACCAGGCUCUUGGACUGGACACUAAUGUGCUGGCUGGAGUUAGAUAUGGUACUAACGUUUGUGCUACCAAGAGUCCAAUGCUAUUGGGAGUCAAUGCUUUGAUGGCAAGAAACUUUGUGAGAGGUGUGGGUGCUGACGCAUUGGGAUUGGCUGGUCAUAGACGUUUUUUGAGUGACAUCCCAAGUAAAGCAAGUGAGACGUCCAGUUUUCGCCCAUUAUCUCCUCAUCUUCCUGUUUAUCAGCCCCAACUUUCUUCGACACUCUCAAUUUGCAAUAGAAUUGCUGGAGCUUUCCUAUCUGCUGUCGUGUUGCUUUUUUAUAUCAUAUACAUGAAAAUUGGUGUGGUUAGUCUCACCUAUGAUUCAUUCUACCAGUUCGUAUUCUAUUCAUCAAAACUCCACCUACUUGCCGUUGAGAUUUCUGCCUUAGCCAUGUCCUAUCAUCUAUAUAGUGCAAUUCGUCAUUUAUUCCUAUGAUAUCACAGUCACAGCUGAUACCUGAACAGUAUGUUUGAUCUUGAGGUGGUACUUGCUUGCUUCAACCAUGGUGGCAUGGUUUUCACAUGUCAUUAGGAGUUCCAUUAAGCAUUGUGAAUCUGCUUUAUGUAGUUUUGUUACUAUCAACUUAAUAAUGAUAACUAAGACAGAACUUCAUGUUUAAUACCGAGCAUAACUACAUCUGUUUUGCAUCAGAAAUUUCGGUGAUGUAUUUUUUUGCACCCCCUCAAAUUGCAAGUAAUUGUUGCAUUCAAUAAAGCAUUUGAGUUUAGUGACUCUUAUCA